Messenger RNA from Culex quinquefasciatus (southern house mosquito), 7317 nucleotides. RefSeq lists its product as uncharacterized. Gene Ontology annotation, cellular component: cell cortex. The record is from RefSeq and is a predicted model, not a curated record. NCBI's taxonomy places the organism in Eukaryota, Metazoa, Arthropoda, Insecta, Diptera, Culicidae. Gene Ontology annotation, biological process: imaginal disc-derived wing hair organization.
GACGGACUUUUCUUCGUCCUCGUCGUGCUCGUGCUCGGUGGUGACUUCUUCAACAUUCUUCUUGUUCGUGCGUGAUCUUUGAUUUUUUUCUUUUUUGCUGCUGUGCGGGUUCGUUUCUUUGAGCGCGCGCGUGCGCCCAAGUCUUUUUGAGUUUUCCUUUGAUUUUCUCGUGCUGCAAGGACACUUUGGUGGGGGAAAAAUGAGUGCAAAAUUUUGAACGUGGCGUUGAGUACUUACAUUAAAAGUGUCAAGUGUGUUGUUCGGCAAAGGGCAAACAAGUUCAAAGUGCUCUCUCUCACGAAAUUCGCCAACGAAAGUGACAAGAUCUUCGCCCGUGCAGGCCUGGAAGAAAGUGAAAAGCGAAUGCAUAAGUAAAAUAUAGAACAGCUCGUGUGAAAAACAGACUGCCGAUCAGCCGCCGGCAGUUUGCCACUUGUAUUGUUCCAGCGCCGUUUGCCAUUCACCGUUGAGGUUGGUGGCUUAACCCUAUGUCUGCGUCGAGGAGGUUCGUCGUCUUUUGUUUGGGGCGGUUCUUCAGUGCUUCUAAGCGAUUUACCUUUUAUUUUCCCAUCACCUUGGAGCGUUUCGCUCUGCCAUCGCGAGGGUAAAAAGAAAAUGUCAACGAAAAAGAAAGCAAAUAAAGUGUGAUUAGAUUGAUAAAAGAGAGACGUAACGAUCAUCGCAAGUGAGGUCUCCGUGAAAAGAAUAAUGAACAAGUGAAUUUACAUUUGAAAACAAACGGAUGGCCUCAGGGGGGUGUUUGAGUGGCUAAUUCAAUUAUCGCACUGUGCGGUUUUCGAGCAGGCACUUGCUGUGUUGCGGUCUGAAGAGCAAAUGAGUCUGAAGCAAAUGAAGUGUGAUCGAAGCUAAUUUGUGACGGAAAACCCCAUGAGGAAGCAGCAGAGUAGCAACUUUAUUGGAAAACAUUGCAAGUGAGGCCCCACCACGUGUUGAGGAGAGCAAUUCGAGCCCAGUUGGUCAGUGUUCGGUAAAUUGAACUACUUCGAGUGUUAAAUUGUGCUUUUUUCCUGAGUUGUCCAAACGAGGGCGUUUGAUUGGAUUGUAAAAACCCUGGAAAUUGAACCUUCAGAGGGUUGCUCAGCCUAACAGUUCUUCUCGCCCGAUGGUCACCGACAGACAGAUCGUACGAAAUAAUGGCUAAGGUGGCUCCACGAGCGCCACCACCAGUAGCAAAACACGAACAACCUGACGCCAGAUGAGCCAAAGACGACAGCUUCAAUCGUAUCGUCCGACGAGAGCCGUCUCCCUGCGCCAUGCCAGCCAGAGGAGGAGCCAGAAGACCCAAAAGACCGAAAAUUGACGAUCAAAAUGCUGAAAUCGUUGGUCUUGCCACGAUACUUCAAGAAGAAUAAUUAUAACAUAUUAACGCCCCAAUUAGCGUCCUCUGACGUGGACCCACGACCGUCGUCAGCACCCACUUUACGGCACGGCAGCACUCGCAAAUCCUCGCGAUGGUUCCGGGCACCACGGUUGACCUGUUCUCCGCUGACCCGGUGGCAUCGCCGACGGCGCGGUUUCUCGGUGCUGCCGACGAUGCUGGUCGUCGGCCUGGUGCAGCUGCUGUUGGCCGCCGGACCGCCGCUACCUGGUGGCACCGGUGUGGCCCUGUGCCAGGCGGCGGCUGCCCCGACCCCGGCGGCCAAAGGCACCAUCUCGAACUACGGGGCGCCGCGAACCCCCGGCCACACACGUGUUGGCGGGGUUGUCGAUUCGGCCAGGAUCGCCAACCUCACGCGGCAACACGGCGGUGAUCUGUUUUAUGCAUUUGAAAAUGAAAAAUGUGAUACAGAUACCUGCGUUGGUUUAUCGAGCGGCACAGCUGGUCUAUCGAUUGGUAUAACUCCCAUCGCCGGGCAAAAUAGUAUCAAAGAAAUAGACAUGCUGACCGCCGAAUCGGAAACCGAGUGUAAGUGCCAGUGUCUACCGCAUCUGGCCACUUACCGCGAAGAUCUUGGCAUCUGCGUGGACGACGUACGAGAAUGCACCCUGGCACCGUUCGUCAGUGGGUCCACCUCGGAGAAGAUUCCGUUCGUGUUCCUGCCCCACCGUGGCCAGAUCGUCUACCCGAGCAAGGAAAUCGGCUUUCCCGGUGUAAAAAUGCCCAUGUGUGCCGUUUCCGGCUCGCAGUACCUGACCCACGCCGGCUGGGCCGAGCUGCGGAAUCCGAUCGACACGGACGUUCCGUUUCGGUUGUUCCGCGACGAGGGCCGCAUCUACCUGCAGUGGCUGGGCGAGCCGGACCUGCGCCAACGGAUGCAGGGCCGGCUGGUGCUGGUGCAUCUCAUGUGCCGCGACAUGACACCCCGGCUGGUGCUCAAGGAUGGCCGCACGCGGACGUUGGAUGAUAUGGUGCCAAAUCAGAACAUCUUCACGCCGUGUGUGGCUUUCCGCGUUGUGGGAACUCCGAUCAAAUAUGUCACCAACGUCACCGAGGUGAGCUUCUCGUCGGAAACCCACAUCGACCACCAGUCAGGCCUGAGCACCAAGGAGUACGUCGUGAUCGCCAUCUGCAGCCUCUGCCUGGGCCUGAUCUACAUCGCGUCGGUUUUUCUCUAUAUCCACAUGAAGAAGCGGAAGCGGACCGGGAGCGACGGGGACGACGAUGACGAUGCCAACACGAUCAAGAAUGACUACUCGUCGUACCAGCAGAACGACCAGGUCACCUUCGGCGUCGGGUUGGGCUCGCACCAGGUGAGUCCGUUCGGGGGCCAAACCCGGAACAGCUUCAUCGGCCGGGGUGGCGUCGGCGUCGGCAGUCAGCGGCAGAGUGGGGCUGCCGUCGGUACCGUCGGGGCUGGCCACCGGGGCAUUUCGACCGCUCUGAAUGUGGGACUGCACGCGGAGGAGAUGGGCAUCGUCAAGAACAACCCGCUGCUCAAGCACUUCCCCAACUUGAGCGACAAUUCGGGCUUCAUCAGCGACAACUCGAACUCGGUGUCGGAGUUUGAGGACGAGCUCACCGUUGAUGGGGAUAAGAUGAUGCAAACAACCGCCAACGUACAUCAGCCAAAAAACUACUUAGGGCAUACCGACAUGGAUGGAGGACAUCUCCAUCCGCAACAGCAGCUCCACCACGGCCGGAUGAGCCCGAACGGCCAGGACGGUAUGAGCAAUGGCCAGAAUGGAACCGAUACCGAGUGCCUGCCCGAGGAAAAUGUGUCCAUUGUCGAAGACAUCAGCAACGACGAAAAGCUCGAAAGUAUGAAGUCUAUCGUCAACGGAACCAUGCGCCGAAAGCUGUACUUCAAUCCGGCCUAUUUUGAACCGCACCUGCUGGUGUCCCCACCGGCAGCCGCGAUCGAGUUCUUGAACAAGAUCCGCGAGGUCAUCACGAUCGCCAAGUACAAAAUGACCGCCAAGCGGUUCCAGCCCUCGUUGAACAUCAUCCCCGAGGAGCUGCAGCAUGGAUCGCACGGGUCAGAGACUUACGCCGCGGCCCAGACGGCUCCUCCAAGUCGGCGCAGCAGUUUGAUCAGCUCGCGCAGGGACAGCUCCAAGAAGAGCAUCUGCUCGGGCUGUCCCGGGUGCGAAAAGAAGGCCGGUAACUCGGACGUGGUGGUUCCGUCGAGCAAUUGUAAGAACUGUGGUGACAAGCAAAACAGCAUCCGCAAGUGGUUGGAGGACGUUUCUACGAAUCACGGAGAAGCGGUCAAUGAAACGGACAUGUUGGAUGGAGCAAGACCAAAUGUGGCCGCAACGGAAAAUCCGGAAUCGCUCAAGUCGUUGGACGAUCGUUCGACUUGCGAUUCGCUGCCAAUCAAUCCGGAAAUUAAGAAGCAGCCAAAGUCAUUGCGAUCUCGCCACGGUAGGGACAGUGACAGCUCGUCCGUUUCGGACAACGAAACGAUCAUCGCAAACAGUGUCAAGGAGCGAUCGGCUCUUGCGCGAGUUCCUUCAAGAUCAAAAUCCAUCCGAUCGGACGCGAGUUCGGCUCCGAAGAUCGUGUCGCACAGUUUGAAGUCCGACGUGGUUAAGAUGACCAAAUUCGGCGCCGAGGACGGAUCGUUGAUGAAGAACAACAGCUUCGUGUACGAUCCUUCCCCGAGCCACUCCAAGAAUCAGGAGAUUUACAUGAGAAACAUCAACAACUCGCUGGUGAACCUGGAUUCCAACAAGAUCUACGACAAGCGGGAUCUGUACAGCAGUGAGCUGUUCAACAAUCCCCAGUUCGAGUCAACUCCAAAGAUGCAGCAGCGAUCUGCGAACCACCACCAUCACCAUCAGCAGCAGCAGCAUUAUCAGCAGGGAAGGAAGCGAUCUAACACCCGUCCUGACCCCAGACUCGAAGUGGUGGAACAGUUUGCCAACAUGAGUCCCGGAAAGCUGCGGAACCUGAACCACAUGCCGGAUAUGGUCUACGAAGCGCUCGCCAUGGAUCAGCGGAAAAAUUCGUGGCGCAGCCAAGGUGAACCAGUUCCGAUCAACGAAUACCUGCAGGACAGUGACAGCCGGUUCAGCAGCAUCGAUCGUACGGAAAAGUAUCGAAACGAAAAGUUCUUUCAUGACUUUAUCAACUCGGACGACAACAACACCCUCGGGAACCGGUCGGGCAAGAACUCCUUCAACAAGUACCAGCCGGACUCGCCGAUCUACUCGCGCAAGUCCCCGCACUACUUGAUCGUGGACUACGAAACGGACAGUCUCGAGCGGGUCACAUCGAAGACCCAGGUGAGCUUCAACACGUCCACAACGACCAGCAGCGAUCUAAGCUCGCAACCAUCGCCAUCGCACAGUACGGCCCUUCCGCUAGAGGAAGAAGUCGAAAUCCGGAACGCCAUCUACGAUCGGGUGGAGGGGUUUAGGAAGGAUUCGGACACGAUCAUAAAGGAACGCGAAAUCAUCAGCCUGGCCGACGACUACGAAGACCUGCCGAUGAACUCGCUGGCAGAAACCGUCAUCCAGGUUUCGUCCAAGAAAGGGCCCAAGAUCAAGUGCGAUACGCCCUUUCAGGGCAGCAUCACGAUCGAGGUAGAGCACAGUCCCGAAGAGUGCGAUCUCUCCACCGACAGUGAUCAGUUCGAGCCGGACACGCUCGACCGGAAGCCAAAGAAGCACAGCAACAUCGUGGGCAGACACAAGAGCAACGUUUGGGCACAGGACCGUUUAAGUACCAAGGAGACAAACCUAACCUCACUUCCGGCGGAUCUCAACAAUCACUUUGUGCUAAAAAACUCCCAGUCGUUCCGUGAGACUUCCUUCGGCAGUCUGCGUGAAAUUUACGAGUCGAAGAACCUGAAAAACAUCAACCACAACCAGAUGCGGAGUCUGGAGGAGUUUGACGUGCAAUCCGGCAAGCUGCUGACGCUGGAGCUGCGACACUCGAAGCGGCAACGCUCGAACGACAACACUGUGAUCGCGCCGAAGCUGAUGCCACCGGAUUUGAUUCCGGCCGACGUGGGAUCCGCUGGGAUGCACCGGAACCACUACGAUCAACCGCGUCAGCAGUUGAAGAAGGUCGAGGACUACGGGAUUUCACCGAAGAACUUGGCCUGCUGGAACAACGACAAGUUUACGAAGCAACCGAACGGUCCGGCGCCGAAGCCAUCGCUGAGCAACUUGGAGAGCUACGAGUCGACGAAUAGUGCGACCGCGGAUAGUGACUCCACGCAGUUUACGGGAGUGUCGGACAACGAUCAGAACGGAGGCAAGCGGCAGAAGAAGGUCGCCAAUUACAGCCAGGUGAACAAGGUAAGCCGCGAUCGGUCGGGAUCUGUGGAGAAGGAGGCUGGGUUCCGGUUGGUUGGCGGUGAUCCAGACGAGUCGAGUGUGCUGAAGAAUUACAUGUCGUUGGGAGAGCUGAACGAGAGGAACUUUAUGGAACAGGUUGACGGCAAGAUAUACGAUGUAACGGGGAAGGCUCAGGUGUCGAACCGGGCCAAGUUCAUCGAGGAUAUCGACAAGAUCGAGGUUCUGUCGACGAAGACGCUGUCGAAUUAUGACUUUCCGUUGAACAAGAAUGGUCAAAGCGUCAGUUCGAAGGAAAGCGGCGAAGGUGAGGACAAGCCGAGCUUUGAGGUGAAUCCGAUUACGACCACUAAGGUUUACCGAGUGGAGAUCAACCAGGCAACGAAUGGUAUGCAGAUCGCGAUGGGUCUGCGCGAUCGCGUGAAAAAGUCGAAAGAUAUCAAGAACGCGUGGAAGAAGUUCAUCGGAAUAGCGACUUCACGGUUCAACGGCAAGUCCGGCGAUGGUAAGAGUGACUCGGACGGAGAGAAGAACUCGGAAUCGUCGGAUAUCAUGGAUAAGGACGAAGGGAUUUCUUCGCUGAUUGACGAUGCGAGUGCAGCCUACGAGAGUACGGACAAAAUGCAUCAUCACCAUCAUCGGCACCAUCACCAUCACGGGAGGAUGGGUGGAUCAUCAAGCUCGGGACCGCCUUCGACCAGUCGGCAGAUCACGGUGAUCCGGAGUAACUCCCGAUCAAGCGUAAAGGACGACAGUGGGUACAUGAGUGCCGACUCGAACGAAUCCCGGCUGAACAACAAAAAGCUAUACGAACGGUUCAACUUCACCGCCAAGUCGAUCGAUUCUUCCGAAUCCAUCCAGGAGGAGAACAAGUACGAGAUUUGCGCCAUCCCAGAGAACAACGUGAUCACGAGCACCGUCAAAAGCAACACCUCAACCUCAUCUGACGGCAGUAACAGCGCCCGUUCCGACCGCCAACUGACCCGACCUCGUGCUCCUCCCCCGCCACUCCCACCGCCCAAUCCACCACCCCCUCCUCCACCCACCACCACAAUUCCGUCCAAAAAGCAACCCUCUCCGCCCCGCACCAUCGAAAAGCCCCAGUCGCGACCUCCGCCCCCACCGACCAAACCCCCCUCCAAAAUCCCUCUCCCCGAGGAGAACUUCCUGUUCAACACGGCGGACGCCAUCAGCGUUCGGGUUUACUCCUCGGACGACGAAAACUUUGCCAGCAGCGACAACGCCUCGUGCAUCUCGGAAAACGACCAAGAGGAGGAGGAGGAGGACGAUGAUGGGACGAGCUGCGCCACCGACGACAUUUGCGAGUCGGGCGCGGAAAGUGUGGAGACGCACUCGGUGUUUUUCAAAAACAUCCGGACGAGGCCGACGGAGGCGUGCAAUGUGCGGGCCGCGAUGGCGCACUAGAGAAACGGAGUGAUUCCCAACGAGCGUGCAAUUGAGAAAGGAUGCAAUAUUACAUUUGAGUAGAGAAUACAAGACUAUGAGGAAUAGUGCUGUACAUUUAUAACGUUAAAAAGAAAACAAAACAGAUGGAGUUGCAGUACCUAGAAAUACUUUAUUUAAAAUUACACAAAUACAGAGAUUAUUUGU